Messenger RNA from Gilbertella persicaria, 1232 nucleotides. Its product is annotated as mitochondrial carrier domain-containing protein. NCBI's taxonomy places the organism in Eukaryota, Fungi, Mucoromycota, Mucoromycetes, Mucorales, Choanephoraceae. Gene Ontology annotation, molecular function: NAD transmembrane transporter activity. The transcript is spliced from 5 exons. Gene Ontology annotation, biological process: NAD transmembrane transport. The record is from RefSeq and is a predicted model, not a curated record. The coding region runs from base 193 to 1113 and encodes 306 amino acids.
UUUUCUCUUUUUUUUUCUUUUUUGUGCUGUGAGAAAAUUGUCUUCAAUUUCGAUAUCGUAAUAAAUACAUACACACACUGGUCUUUUUUGACUCGCUAGGCAGACAUUGGCAUACAAUAUAUAUAAAGUGCGAGUUUUUUUUUAUUAUUACUCAACAACAAGACACCAGUGUAUUACAUAAACAUUAUAUCCAUGGACAAAACUAUUGUCAAUUGGUGGAAAGAAUUCGCUCAGACUCAUGAAAAUCUAAAACAUUCUAUUGCGGGCGCAGGCGCUGGUAUCGUCUCGUCUAUUGUAACUUGCCCUCUGGACGUAGCAAAGACGAGACUACAGAACCAAAGUAUUGCUUUACCCGGAGAAAAGCUCUAUAAAGGAACUGUAGGCACUUUGACUCGCAUUUGGCAAGAAGAAGGCAUUCGUGGACUGUAUAGAGGUUUGGGUCCAACCAUUCUUGGUUAUUUGCCUACUUGGGCCAUUUAUUUUACUGCAUAUGAUUAUUGUAAGAACCAUUGGUCUGGUAAAUUAGGUCAUGAUAAAGAAUGGUUGCUACACAUUAGCUCAGCCAUGUCAGCGGGUGCUGCUUCUACUAUGUUGACGAAUCCUUUAUGGGUAAUCAAGACAAGAUUGAUGACACAAAAUGAAAGAACGGCAUAUAGAUACAACAAUACGCUUCAUGCAUUCUUUACGAUCGCAAGAGAGGAAGGGUUCAGAGGGUUUUAUAAAGGACUUGGCCCAUCACUCAUAGGUGUCAGCCAUGUCGCUGUACAAUUCCCGUUGUAUGAAAGACUAAAAGUAUUGCUUCACGUUGAACGAGAUGUGUCGACCUCUGGAUCUACUUCUAUCUUGUUAGCUUCAGCGCUUUCAAAGAUGGCAGCUAGUCUUGCAACGUAUCCUCAUGAAGUGAUUCGAACUCGCUUACAAAAUCAAACAAGAAAACCUUACAAAUACCAAGGCAUUGUACAUGCACUUGAAAUCAUAUCCAAAGAAGAAGGCAUUCGUGGAUUUUACAAAGGUCUUUCCACAAAUUUGGUUAGAACUGUACCUUCUUCAGCACUGACAAUUCUUACCUACGAAAUGGUUGUUAGAAAAUUAGACGAUUGGAAGAACCUUUAAUUAAGGAUUUGUUCCAUUUGUGUACAUAAUACCCUUUUUAUUUAUUUUUUUCUUUCUUCCCUCUCUUUACUAAUUCUACCAUGCUAUAUACUGAAAUAAAAGCGUUUUAUAGAAAGCCA